CGACUGCACAUCUCACGAAGAGCUUUGCAAACAUGAACGGCUACAGUAAUGGCGUACCACCUCCACCUCCUUCAGAUCCUAUCCCCCCGCCGCCCCCCUCGGAUCCAAUACCGCCUCCUCCGGAUCCAAUACCACCGCCUCCUCCCGUAGACGAUAUCCCUCCGCCGCCACCUCCACCGCCAGCACGCGCACCGAAAGACGACGAUGAGGAUAGCCUUGCACCGAACUUAGCGGCGCCGAAGAACAAAGUCGUUAAAAAUGCGGUACCUAAGAAGACCCCACUUAGUAUCGAGGAUAUCUUGCGCAAGAAGCGCGAAGCAGAUGAGGCUGCUUCUAAGCCCAAGUUUUUGUCGAAGAAGGAGCGUGAACGGAUCGCGUUGGAGAAGCGGGAGAAGGAAGUCGAGGCGUUGAGGAAGGCAAAAGAAGCUGCAUCGAUGAAUGUCGCGAAGAAUGGCUCCGUGAAUGGCAAUGAUUCUUCCCUCUCAGCAUCCUCCGUGCCAACCGGUCCGAAGUCUAUGAGCGCAUCCACGUUCUUGCGCCCUCGUGGUGUGCUGAAAGACUCCGAAGAGGAGCCUUCACGACACUCUAGAGAUUCCAGCGCGCGAAAACCUGGCGGAUCAGAAAAAACUGCAGAUAAACGCAAGAAUCCUGAGGAUAUUGAAGCAACACUGAUGAGGGAACGGUACAUGGGCGCAGAUAACUCUCAAUCCACAUUUAGCGCCAAGAAGAAGCGGAAGCGAACGACAGAGAAGAAGUUCAACUUUGAGUGGAAUGCCGAGGAAGAUACGAGCAUAGAUUACAAUCCAAUCUACAGCGAACGCGUGGAAGCCGGCUUCUUUGGCCGCGGCCAUCUCGGUGGUAUGGAUGCGGAAGAAAAAGCUCGAGAGUAUGCCCGCAUACUGAGAGAACAUGAUGGCAGCGGUGGCGAGAGAGCAAGGCAAUACUUAGAGUUGGAGAGGCAGAGAAGAGAGAACAACAGACGAGCGGGCCUGGACCGCCACUGGUCGGAGAAGAGGCUUGAAGAAAUGCGGGAGAGAGAUUGGCGCAUUUUCAAGGAGGACUUCAGCAUCAGCACCAAAGGCGGUUCGAUACCAAACCCAAUGCGAAGCUGGAGCGAAUCUGGCUUGCCACCCCGACUACUUCAACUCGUCGAGCAAGUCGGCUACCACGAGCCCACACCUGUUCAACGAGCCUGUAUACCCAUUGCACUGCAAAACCGCGACCUCAUCGGCAUUGCUGUGACGGGUUCGGGUAAAACUGCCAGCUUUCUGCUGCCGUUGCUAGUAUACAUCGAGCGUAUGGAACCCCUGGGUGAGCAUAACCGCCAAGACGGGCCGUAUGCUAUCAUUUUGGCACCGACGCGUGAGUUAGCACAGCAAAUCGAGAUUGAAGCGAAGAAGUUUGCAACGCCACUAGGUUUCAAGUGUGUGUCCAUCGUCGGUGGACAUAGCAUUGAAGAGCAGGCGUACCAGCUACGCGAUGGAGCAGAGAUCAUUAUUGCGACACCAGGAAGAUUGGUGGAUUGCAUUGAACGAAGAGUUUUGGUGCUCGUACAGUGCUGCUACGUCAUUAUGGACGAAGCGGAUCGCAUGAUCGACUUAGGUUUCGAAGAGCCCGUUAAUAAGAUCCUGGAAGCAUUACCGGUUACGAACCAGAAACCAGAUGAUGAGAUGGCAGAAGAUAACAGAGCCAUGUCUAUGAGCGUUGGCGGUCGACUGAGGUACAGACAGACGAUGAUGUACACAGCAACGAUGCCAUCAGCCGUCGAAAGGAUUGCCCGCAAGUAUUUGGCCCGACCAGCGAUCGUUACCAUUGGCAAUGUGGGCGAGGCUGUAGACACAGUCGAACAGCGCGUCGAGUUUGUGGCCGGAGAAGACAAACGUAAGGCUCGCCUCCGUGAGAUCCUUACGAGUGGUGAGUUCCAGGCUCCGAUCAUCGUAUUUGUCAACAUCAAACGCAACUGCGACGCCAUCGCACGCGAGAUCACGAAAAUGGGUUUCACUGCUGUCACGUUGCACGGUUCGAAAACCCAGGAGCAACGUGAGGCUGCUCUCGCCUCCCUCCGCAAUGGCCAGACGGAAGUUCUUGUCGCAACGGACCUGGCAGGUCGUGGUAUCGAUGUGCCAGACGUGUCACUAGUUGUCAACUUCAACAUGGCGACUACCAUUGAGCAGUACACUCAUCGCAUUGGUCGUACGGGUCGUGCUGGGAAGAGCGGUGUUGCCAUCACGUUUUUGGGCAACGAAGAUGCAGAUACAAUGUUUGACCUCAAGCAAAUGCUACAAAAGAGUAGCUUGAGUAAAGUUCCCGAUGAGUUACGACGGCACGAGGCGGCACAAAGCAAGAGGAUCAAAGGUAACAAAGGAGGUGCUAACAUCGAAUAGCCGUUAGCGAAGGGAGAGGUCAGUGCUCACAAACCAUGACGAGACUUCGUAGAAUUUGGAGUCAGUGUCUUAAAGGCUUAGAAUACAUAUUAAUUUCACAGCCAUGAAGCCAAUUUUCUUGCCUUUGUGUACAUCAUCGAGCAACACUUUUUCUGCGAUGAGUUGCAAGUCUCGCUGAUGGAUGUACGCAAUGAUGGAAGCGGAAGUACGCUAUGGGGUCUCAUUCUAUGACAAAGGAGGCGGCCAACCCAAUCCUAAUAUGUACAAAUGAAACUUGAAGCUAAAUUAUAGGUCUGCUAAACAGUGUCGCGUACUAGACGUUUUCUCAAGAAACGCAAACUUGC
This is a messenger RNA of Verruconis gallopava, 2728 nucleotides long. RefSeq names its product pre-mRNA-splicing ATP-dependent RNA helicase prp28. Gene Ontology annotation, biological process: mRNA splicing, via spliceosome. Gene Ontology annotation, molecular function: RNA binding; RNA helicase activity; ATP binding. Bases 33 to 2384 code for a protein of 783 amino acids. Lineage: Eukaryota; Fungi; Ascomycota; Dothideomycetes; Venturiales; Sympoventuriaceae. The transcript is spliced from 2 exons. The record is from RefSeq and is a predicted model, not a curated record. Gene Ontology annotation, cellular component: catalytic step 2 spliceosome.